Musa acuminata AAA Group (dessert banana) is the source of this 1597-nucleotide messenger RNA. Its product is annotated as protein NDL1-like. Bases 95 to 1138 code for a protein of 347 amino acids. The transcript has 11 exons. Lineage: Eukaryota; Viridiplantae; Streptophyta; Magnoliopsida; Zingiberales; Musaceae. The record is from RefSeq and is a predicted model, not a curated record.
GGUAUUUAAGCCGAGACCAUCGGACGAAAGACGCAGCAGCUCCUCGAGGGAGAGGACUGAAGAGAAGCCAGCGGGGUGGGGGCGGGGGUUGGUGAUGGGAGAAUCGAGCGCGUCGGUCUCGCUGGAUGUGGAGCGGAUCUCGUUUGGAGGAAAGGAACAUCAUGUUUUAACAAGCCAUGGUCCCAUAUCAGUUGCCGUGUAUGGGGAUCUCGAGAAGCCUGGACUUAUUACUUACCCAGAUGUUGCUUUAAAUUAUAUGUCAUGCUUUCAAGGAUUAUUCUUUUGUCCUGAAGCUGCUUCUUUGCUUCUUCACAAUUUCUGCAUCUACCAUAUCAGUCCUCCAGGACAUGAGUUAGGUGCUGCUCCAAUUUCUCCAAAUGAUCCAGUUCUCUCUGUUGAUCAAUUAGCAGAUCAAGUGGCAGAUGUUCUUGAUUUCUUUGAGUUGGGUCCCGUAAUGUGCUUGGGGGUCACAGCAGGUGCUUACGUACUCACUCUGUUUGCUACAAAAUAUAGGGAACGCGUUCUAGGUUUGAUACUUGUAUCACCCUUAUGUAAAGCUCCCUCAUGGACAGAAUGGUUGUAUAGUAAGGUGAUGUUAAAUUUUCUCUAUUUUUAUGGAAUUUGUGGCUUGAUUAAGGAAUCCUUACUUCAUCGAUAUUUCAGUAAGGGAGUACGAGGAAGUUCACAGGUUCCUGAAUCAGAUAUUGUGCAAGCAUGUAGAAGUUUGUUGGAUCAAAGGCAUGGUGUAAACGUGUGGCGAUUUCUUCAGUCAAUAAAUGAGAGAUAUGACUUGGCAGAGGCAUCGAAGAAACUUCAGUGUAGGACACUAAUUUUUGUUGGUGAGAAUUCUCCCUUCCAUUUGGAGGCCAUUAACAUGGUGACAAAACUGGACAGAAGAUUCAGUGCCCUGGUCGAGGUUCAGGCGUGUGGAUCAGUUGUGACUGAAGAGCAGCCUUACGCAAUGCUGAUACCGAUUGAAUACUUCCUCAUGGGCUAUGGUUUGUACCGACCAAGCCAGGUAAGCUGCAGCCCACGGAGUCCACUCAGUCCAUCGAGCAUCUCGCCUGAGCUACUCUCUCCGGAGAGUAUGGGAGUGAAGCUGAAGCCGAUCAAGACUCGGAUCUCACUCCACGUUUGAAAAUCAAGAAGGUGGCGGUACCUAGCUGGCAGAUCGGCGACAGCUUGUGCAAAUUUGAAUGAUCGGUCUUCAAGAACUGUAAAUUAAAGAUGUAUUUAUAAACAUGGGUACAAAUUUUUGGUCGUUUGGACUGUAGAUACGAGAAGUGAUAAACAAAAGCAUGUGUCGAGGACAAGCUACCGAGGAGGUGGGGGAUCGCGGAUCGCGGAUCGGUGGGGUUCCAUCUGAUUCACUUUGUAGAUGUGCGAAUGUGUAUAUCUUUUAUUUCUUGUGAGGACAAGAAGACAAUAAAAGGGGGUGACUGAUUGUCCUCGAUCUAUUAGAUCAUUUUGUAUCUGUUGUAGCUCUUUUAUUCUGCUACUUAAUAUUUGGGAUGAUAUUAUUUCGGAGGUACUUGUUGUUGAGGUACCCACCUGUCAAUAUGACACAGAAUAAUAUAUGCUAUUUAUUAUCCUGAAA